Molecule: messenger RNA, 1364 nt
Organism: Arachis stenosperma
Lineage: Eukaryota; Viridiplantae; Streptophyta; Magnoliopsida; Fabales; Fabaceae
Exons: 3
Coding region: 228-1154 (308 amino acids)
Molecular function (GO): protein binding
Source: RefSeq, a predicted model, not a curated record
ACUCUAUUCUAUAUGUCCCAAUAUAUGGGAGAGUUCUCUUCUACCACUCCCUCUCAAUAACUUUGUUUUCAGUGUUUUUAUUUCUUUUCAUUCUUCUUAUCAAGCACUUUUCAAUUCUUAGCUGUCUCCUAAGGUGGUAUUCUUCAACUUGCACCAUUUCUUUUUCAUCCAUCAAUCUUGCUUGUAUUAUUAUCUAAACAACUCCAUUGUCUCUUUGAAUUGCAAACAUGUUACUUAGAAGUUCUUCAGCACCAAUUCUAACUUCCUUGCUACCAUACUCUAUGGAGUCUUCCACCGAGCCGGCCGAACUGGUUGUCCAUCUCCCUAGGGCAACAUCGGUUUUUUGUCUAAGCCAACACUUGGUGGAGACAGAACUCCAUAGUAACACACCAAGUCCUAAGAAAAAAUGUUCUGUGCCACCAUCGCCGCGUAGUAAAGUUCUAAGAACUCAACAUAGUACAAAGAUCAAAGAAAUAGACGAAGCAAAAGAUCCGGAACAAAAGAUGUGCAUGGAAGCUAAAUCUUCGGUUCAAGGAUUGUUUUCAAGCUCCGGAUUAGAUAAUAAGGUAGUCCUUAAUCAUGAAGGGUGCGCCGGGGCCGGCGAGGGGAAGCAAGAGAGUCUUAAAUUGCAAACUUUAGUGAUGGAUGGUGGUAUGGGAAGUAAUGGUAGUGGAAGAGUAGGCUAUGGUGAUGGAGGAGGAUGGGAAUUCUUUGAAGGAAAUAAUAGUAAUAAUGGUGGGGAUAGAACUGAUGCUUAUUAUCAACAAAUGAUUGAAGCUAACCCCAAUGAUUCUCUUCUGUUGGGAAAUUAUGCUAAGUUUUUGAAAGAGGUUCGUGGAGAUUACCCUAGAGCAAAGGAGUUUUUUGAAAGAGCAAUUUUGGCUACUCCUGGUGAUGGUCAUAUUUUAUCACUCUAUGCAGAUUUAAUUUGGCAAACAGAGAAGAAUUCUGAUCGUGCUGAAGCAUAUUUUCAUCAAGCUAUUAAUACUUCUCCAGAAGAUUGUUAUGUCAUGGCUUCAUAUGCGAAGUUCCUCUGGGAGGCUGAAGACGAUGACGAUGACGAUGACGGCCGGAAUGAGUUGGACAACCAUACACAUUCACCGGAUCUCUUUCAAGGAACUAAACAUCACACUCAUUUAACUGCAGCCUCAUAACUAUUUUGGCUUAUUAAAAUUAAUAGAGGCGACUUUGUAUUGCAAAAUGUAAAUAGCUUAGACCUUAAUAAGAGAGAGUUGUUUAAUUAUUUUACAUUUGUGAGAUAGAUGUUAAUUAAAAUAAUAGCAAUUCAAAGUCAUGUAUAAUUCACUUGGUGUGUUCAGUUGAUUCGAAUAAUGUGAUUUAUUUGAAUUCAUAUAUUCCAACAA